CUCGGCGCAAAGAACACAAUAAUAUAUUUCAGGUUCAGGCAACGCAAAUCCUUAGAAUUCCAUGGCGAGGAUGCAGCUCUUUCUUCUACACUUCAUAGUACUAUCAGAGACAUUCUUUCUACUUGGCCGAUCAUCCUCUGGAGAAAUGGUAGCACAAUUUGAUAUAAUGACUGGAAAUAGCUCACUUGUCAAUAACCAGACAUUGAUCUCGGCCAGGAGUGUGUUCCAACUCGGUUUCUUCAGUCCAGUUAAUAAUUCUGGGACUGCAUACAUAAGAAUUUGGUACUACAAUCACCCUCCAAGAGAAAACAAAGUAGUAUGGGUCGCCAAUGGGAACAAGUCUGUCGACACAUCUAUGGCAUCGUUGAACCUGACUUCCGACGGAAAUAUAAUUUCAUUUGAGGAAGGAACAAAGGUUUGAUCGACGGAAACAUCCACAGAACUCAAUUCUGCAUGCUUACAGCUUUUAGACUCAGGAAACCUCGUGCUGAUUGCUAGCAACUCUAACAUGUGGAUAUGUUCUCUAAAAAUUUUGAUGGUUCAUUUCCUUCUAUUGUAUGGUAGAAUCGCACAAAAACGUUGUUGAGUCAAUUGAUGUUUUAUCAUUUGCCUACUUGAUGGUUAAUUAUUACACUUCAUGCGCU
Molecule: messenger RNA, 644 nt
Organism: Zingiber officinale
Lineage: Eukaryota; Viridiplantae; Streptophyta; Magnoliopsida; Zingiberales; Zingiberaceae
Product: G-type lectin S-receptor-like serine/threonine-protein kinase At1g61370
Exons: 2
Coding region: 62-421 (119 amino acids)
Source: RefSeq, a predicted model, not a curated record